UCGAGGAUGCGACUUACGGCGAUUCGAAUUUGACAUUUGACUAUGCCUACAGUGAUAGGUAGUAUGUGAAAGUGAGUUAGAGCAUGUGUGUCCGUGAUGAAAAUACUGUAAUUCGAAGAAUGUAACAGUGUCUAGAAUUGCUAUAGGUCUUUGACCAGAACAUGGCAGAGUUGGAAACACCCUAUGAGAACUUGUAUAGGAAUCAGGAUUCAGAUGGCCAGAGCCCAGCGACAUCUUCGCAACCCAUUCUUGGUUGUCAGUCCUCAGAGUCGCAGUCAAGCCGCCCUCCGCCGUAUCAUAGUUUUCCUGGAUCAGUUCUCGGCCAUGUAACGCCCGAGAACAGUGCGCCACCUUCCUAUGAAGAAGCGGUCGAUCCAAACGCACCACCUCCGUCUUACGAUUCUUUGUUUGGCAGAGUGCGAGAAGCUCAUAAAACUUCAAAAGGAAUGUUAGAUUUCUUGAAGAAUGUUGUUCUGCUUCUACUGGGCACAAUUGGUUGCACUAUAAUUUUGGGAGUAACAAUUGUCAUUCCAAUCUGCAUGAUUGUUAUUGGUUCAAUAUACUUGUACGACUGUCCACAAGGAGAAUACAUACCGAUAUACCUUUUGGUUGGAGGUGGUUUUGGAGUUUUGAAACAACUCCUCCAUUUAUCAGCCAGAGUUCGACAACGGGAAGAAGAACAAGAGGAGGAACGUGUGAGACAGUCUCCAACACAGACACUUCUAAACUGUUUCAUGUUGGGCUGGUUCAUCAUUGGAUCGAUGUGGGUGUAUAAGGAGUAUGAGCCAAAUUAUGAACCAAAAAUGGGAAAAUACUGCAACCGUACGCUGUACCUGUUCGCUUUCUGGCUCAUCACAUCAGUGUAUAUUGUUCUUGCCAUCAUAAUAAUUUGUUUGUGCAGCAUUAGCGUUGCAUCAGUUGCCUUUCAAAGGGAGAUGUAAUGCUUGUGGUGUAUAUUGGAUCUGCAAUAUGGUAAGCUGGCCAUUGCAGCAUUACCAGAAGUAUUUCCUGAAAAGCUUUUCAAUCAUUACUGUACAAAAUCUUUAACUGCCAUGAAGCCUUGACAUUUUGAAAUCUGUGAUAUGUCUUACUGUAUUAGCAUUUAGCACUUGUGCUCUUUAACAUAAAAUCUACACAUUGAAGAUCUGAAGAAACACUACUUAUGGAUUUGAUCAUUUCAGUGUAAUUUUCGAGCCAACAUUUCCACUUCAUAAACUGUUACUGCUAUACAUUUGCUUGUUUGGAUCUUGUAUUUAUGUGAAUUGUGGUUCAGAAUUUAUGCAAUUUUCUGGCUGUGAACAAGAAUCUAUAUUUGCGGGAAGUAAGAUAGUGAAGUCUUCUAAACUUUGAAUCAUAGAAAUAGUACCACAGAUAAGAGCAGAAUAUUUCUGCCAUGGAAAGCUGAUGAACUUAAAGGAUCUGUAUUGUUUUGAACUUGAAGCAAAGCAGCAUUUGUAUUUGCUACCAAUAACGUGUUGCUGCUUGUGCUAUAGAUUUUAUUCUGACCAUGCUGUGUUGAACAGUGGUUUAUAUGAAUCAGGGCUAAACAAACACACACACACACACACACACACACACACACACACACACACACUUCCAUACUUCCAUACAGUUUGUGGAGGCAAGUAAAUUUUAUAAAUAAUAGAGCGCUACUAAAUGAAUACUGACUGACUGUGUACUGCCAAUAUUUCCGUGUAUUUGCCUAAAAGCUUGUUGCUGAAAGGCACUUAAAUUGAUCUUAUGAAUAAUAAUGUAUAGAUAGCAUGAAUGAUCAGUUUUAAGUAAAGGUGACAUGAAUUUGCCUCCAGGCAGCCUUAAUGGGUAACAUGUUCUCAAUAUUACCUAUGUUCUAUCUUUACAGUGAAUCUUGGCAAUAAAGUUAUAUUUUGCUGUGUGUAGUUUUUGUUUCUACCAUAUAAAGCACUAACUAAAAUUGGGUAUUAGGCAACACUCCAUUAAAUUCUACCUGUAAUUUGUCA
This is a messenger RNA of Schistocerca serialis cubense, 1979 nucleotides long. Its product is annotated as transmembrane protein 272-like. NCBI's taxonomy places the organism in Eukaryota, Metazoa, Arthropoda, Insecta, Orthoptera, Acrididae. The transcript is spliced from 6 exons. The record is from RefSeq and is a predicted model, not a curated record. The coding region runs from base 162 to 941 and encodes 259 amino acids.